CCGAUGCGUUCCGACAGACGUUCGGAUAUUUUCUAAUCUGUACAUCAAAGAACCGAGCGGCAUAUGAUAUGACGAAGAUGGUGAUAGUUUGAUAUUUUAAGAAGUCUGAAGUGCACGAAAAAAUGGAAACAGCGUCUGAAGCUCAGAUCAAAGGGGAAAACGACACCCAAACAGACACAUCACAAACAGAAAUAACAAUAACACCAGAGCAGACUCAGGACAGCACAAAAAGCUCAACUCAGUACAAAGUCCCCACCAAAGAGAUAUAUGAGCCUCAAGAUCUAAAAAAGUGGGAGGAAUCAGAGGCUUACAGAGACUUGGUAGGAUUCAUCACAGCCAUCAAUGAUGCUGUCAAAGGGAAGAAAAUAUCAGACUCUUAUCCUGUCUCACAGACUAUAGAAAAUUUGGUAGCUAUGUUGGACAAAAUGUCAAAUUGGAUCGACGAAAUUCCUCCAAUCGAUCAGCCUCAGAGAUUUGGAAACAAAGCAUUUAGGGAUUAUUUUAAAAGAGUGAAAGAGAAUGCAGAAGCUCUGGUUAGAGAAGUUGUUGGAGACAAGUUUGAGGCCUGUAUUCCAGAAAUCUCCACGUAUCUAGUCGAGUCUAUAGGAAACGACACAAGAAUAGACUAUGGCUCAGGCCACGAGCUAGCAUUUGCUGCCUUUCUAUGCUGCUUGUUUAAAGUGGAAGCUCUGACAGAGCAGGAUGCCCCUGCUGCAGCACUGAAGGUCUUUGAAAGGUACCUGCAUUUUGUCAGGAAGUUACAGACUGUGUACAGAAUGGAGCCGGCCGGCAGCCAUGGAGUCUGGAGCCUGGAUGACUUCCAGUUCCUCCCCUUUAUGUGGGGCAGCUCUCAACUUAUAGGUCAUAAAAGGAUACUUCCAAAGUCUUUUGUAAAUCCUGACAUUUACGAACACUUUGCGAAAGACUACAUGUUUCUAGGAUGUAUAAAAUAUAUCAACCAGGUCAAAACUGGCCCUUUUGCUGAGCACUCAAAUCAACUGUGGAACAUCAGUGGUGUACCACACUGGGAGAAGGUGAAUUCAGGCUUCAUCAAGAUGUAUAAAGCAGAGGUGCUUGGUAAAUGUCCAGUAGUUCAGCAUUUCCUGUUCGGCAGCUUAUUGUCCAUCCAGCCAGCCACUGGUACGUGAUGGACAUGUAAGGACUGAAUUUCUACUGGAUAUAUGUGUGUAUUUAUAGUGCUUGUUAAACAGACAGCAGUUUUUAAUCUGUAGUUGGACUCAAUCAAAUGACAACAAUGAUAUGCCCAGACGAACAAGAAUGUUCCCUUAAUUCUAUCUAAAAAUUAUGAUUCUAAUUUGAUUUAGCAAGCACCGGCCUGCACAAAUGCAAUAGUGGUCAAGCAUAUGAGGCAUUACAAAUGUCAUGACAUUGUGACAUCAUGUGCAAUAUCCUCUGUUUAAUAUGUUAUGUAUUUAAUUGAACAUGAGUUUGAAGUCUUACAAAUUCAAUACGUAUAUGAUUCAAGAUGUAAUUGUAUGAAUACACAUGACAAUGUUUUUGAUAUUGAAAAAUUUGUACUUAAUAUAAUGUAUGCAUAUAAAUAAAUAUAUUGAUCAUAAUUGG
Molecule: messenger RNA, 1584 nt
Organism: Magallana angulata
Lineage: Eukaryota; Metazoa; Mollusca; Bivalvia; Ostreida; Ostreidae
Product: serine/threonine-protein phosphatase 2A activator-like
Exons: 10
Coding region: 123-1148 (341 amino acids)
Biological process (GO): mitotic spindle organization
Cellular component (GO): nucleus; cytoplasm; protein phosphatase type 2A complex
Molecular function (GO): peptidyl-prolyl cis-trans isomerase activity; protein tyrosine phosphatase activator activity
Source: RefSeq, a predicted model, not a curated record